AUUUGUGUGGUGGGAAGACAUCGACCGUGGCUGGUGGCUAUGGUGAUGCACAGUCGUUAUAGGAGGUGCCACGUGGGCACAUCCAAGAUCGAAUAUCAGAGUCAACCGCGGGAUAGUGUCGGGCUGGGCUGAUUCCGCGCGCUAACGGAGAAGCAGCAGAUCGAGAAGCUUCGAAGGCUGGAUCCAUGGAUCCAUUCAAGGUAGAGAGAUCUUCUUCUCUACAGCUAGACUGAAUCUGGGAGAUUGGGCGCUGUCUCGUCCAGCACUGUAGCUAGGGCGAUGUAGAGCUUAGAUCUAAGCGCGCUCCAGAUCCGAGAAUGGGCGAACGUAGCUGCUGCAGCAGGACCAGGCAGAGGAACAGCAGGGAUGGCGAUGCGAGCAUCAUCGAUCAAGUGUGCGAGCAUCCGUUGCUGCUGGAGAGCGUGCUUAGCAUCAUCUUUGGAAUGGUGGACAGCCCCGCGGAGAGGCGGGCGAUGUCCGAGGUGUGCCGCCAGUGGCACGCCAUGGACAGGGAGACGCGCAAGCACGUUUAUGUGGCCUUCGUCUACUCGGUGUCGCCCGCUACGCUCACUCGCCGCUUCCCCAACCUCCGGAGCCUCAAGCUCAAGGCCAAGCCGAGGGCCUACGAGUUUGAUCUCCUCCCCCACAACUGGGGGGGUCAUGUCCACCCCUGGCUUGAAAACAUUGGGCCCGCCUACCCGCAGCUCUCUGCGCUCCAUCUCCGCCGCAUGGAAGUCCGCGACCAGGACCUCUCCGCCGUCGCCACCGCCUACGCCGCCAGCCUCGAGACGCUCAAGCUCGACUUUUGCUCCGGCUUCUCCACCACCGGCCUGCGAGCCAUCACUGGAUCCUGCAAGUGCCUCAAGGUGCUCUACGUGGAGAACAGCUACGUCUCGGACGAGGGCGGGCAGUGGCUCAACGAGCUGGCGCUCCACAACCGGGUGCUCGAGGUGCUCGAUUUCCAGCUCGCCAUUGGCAUCUCCAAGGUGAACGUGGAGGACGUGAGAACCAUCAUCGAGAAGUGCCCAAACCUGACGUCCCUCAAGCUGGUGGAGGGCGAGGACGGGCUGGGCGAUGGGCUGAGGAAGGCCCUGGCGUCGUCCACAUCGCUCCGGGAGCUGGGCAUCUUCCUCACCGCGCAAGAGGAAGACGAUCAGGAAGAGAUCGAUCAGGGCACCAGCAGCACAGGCCAGCAAACAAUGAGAGCGCUGCUACCCAGAAAUCUCACCAGCAUCUCGGGGGAUAUCCCUCUCCCGCUCUACACCUCCGUGGCGGCGCAGCUCCUCAAGCUGGAUCUCAUGACCACUACCUCCAUCGAGGCGGAACAGCACCACGCCCUCCUCCGCUGCUGUACCAGGCUCCAAAACCUUCAGGUGCGGACAGUCAUCGGCGAUGAAGGCCUGGCCAUUGUGGGCGAGUGCUGCAAGGAUCUUCGCAAGGCCCGGAUCGAGGACCACAACGACGAGGGGACCUCGGUGUCACACACGGGUCUCAUGGCCCUGGCUCGCGGCUGCUCCAAGCUCGAGAAGCUGGCCAUCUACGUCGCGGACAUGUCCAACCAGGCGCUGGCCGCGGUGGGCAGCGGCUGCCCCGACCUCCGCGACUUCCGCCUCAUCCUCACCGAGGCCAACGAUCUGAGCAGCAUGACCGAGCUGCCGCUGGACGCCGGCUUCGACGAGCUCAUGCGCGGCUGCCACCGGCUAUCGCGCCUGUGCAUCUACGUCCGCCCCGGCGCGCUGUCCGACCACGGCCUCGUCCGGAUCGGCCACCGCGGCGCAAACCUCAAGGCCUUGCUCCUCGGCUGCUGUGGCGACAGCGAUGCCGGCUUCCUGGCCAUCGCGCGGGGCUGCAAGCGCCUCCAGCGGCUGGAGAUCCGCGACUGCCCCUUCACCGACGAUGGGCUGCUGCGCGGCGUGGGAUGCAUGGAGGACCUCAAGCUCAUGUGGAUCCAGGGAUUCAGGAUGGACGACUACGGGAAAUUGGACGUGCUGGGCGGGGAGAAGUACCGCAAUGUCGAGUGCACGCGCCGGGAUCCAAUCCAGUGCUUGAUCUACCGCUCGCUCGCCGGGCCGAGACUAGAUUGCCCCGAGGAGGUGGUGUCGCCGCAGGGAAAUGGGAUGCUCCGCCACAACUGGCUCACUCCAAGCGGUGGGCUCGUCGUCGGCUAAGUGACUAUUCCGUGUGUGUAUGAUUAUUCCAAGGCAUAUUCGUUUGUUUGUUGGGACGUUGAGGCAUAUGCCACUAGAUUCGCCACCAUUACCAUGUGGCAUACCAUAGUCAAGUGGGCCAUACCAAGUCGAGUUACGUCGUAGCGCUCCAUCCCCACGUGUGAUUGGUGGGGCCAGGCAACACGUGUGUCCAGUGGCCAGUGGCCAUGUCACGUCAUACUUUUUAUUUACAUAUAUAUGUUGGGUUGCU
This is a messenger RNA of Selaginella moellendorffii, 2418 nucleotides long. RefSeq names its product coronatine-insensitive protein 1. Lineage: Eukaryota; Viridiplantae; Streptophyta; Lycopodiopsida; Selaginellales; Selaginellaceae. The record is from RefSeq and is a predicted model, not a curated record. Gene Ontology annotation, cellular component: SCF ubiquitin ligase complex. The transcript is spliced from 3 exons. Gene Ontology annotation, biological process: SCF-dependent proteasomal ubiquitin-dependent protein catabolic process. Bases 318 to 2168 code for a protein of 616 amino acids.